AUGGACAGCAUAUCAAACCCUAUCACGGUGGGCUACGCUGACUGCAUGGUCAAGAUCGACAAGCCGAAACGAGAAAGACCAAAGAGAGAUCACGUAGUAGAUAUCGUGCUAGAUGUGAUCAAAAGUUGCCCUUCAAGAGGCGGCGUAUCUAGCUAUAUUCAUGGCAUGAGCGCGCAAGUAUUCCCUUCCUCAGCGGGAGAGAUCAGCGACAUAAGCAUCCCAGUGUGCUCUGCACGCCACUGCCAAUACGAAGCUCGCGAUUGCCCAAGUGCACUCGAGUUGGUCGGCCUGGAUCUGGAAACAGUCUAUCUUUCCCCUUCAACUUUCACCAGCGGCAAACUGCACUAUACCGGUUCUUAUCAGCUCACGCUAGCAACCACUGAUGAUUCCCCUUUCGCAAUCUCCUCUUCUUCCUUGAAACCGACUUACGACAAGCUGGCGAAGCGUUGCGUCUCCGACCCUGGAUGGGUGUACAUGAGCGCUGGCAAUGCCGGACAGAUUGAUGGUCUCAGAUUAUCGGCUCAGGGCAGCCAAUGUCCAUAA
Molecule: messenger RNA, 543 nt
Organism: Puccinia graminis f. sp. tritici CRL 75-36-700-3
Lineage: Eukaryota; Fungi; Basidiomycota; Pucciniomycetes; Pucciniales; Pucciniaceae
Exons: 8
Coding region: 1-543 (180 amino acids)
Source: RefSeq, a predicted model, not a curated record